AGAAACAAAGGAAAGAAGAGAUUGCUUCAUAGAGACUCUUGGCGACGUGUGGAAAAUAAAGUCAAACGAAACAGUGGGGAUAGCUACAAGGGUUGUUCUGGUAAGACAGUUCCUAAAAAAUUUUUCAAAUUUAUCAAUGAAUGCUGUAGGAAAAAGUGUUUUUCGUUAUUCCCAGAUGAACAGCAAGAAUGGUUGUUUAGUUCGUUUUGGAAACUAGGAGACAAAAUAGUUCAAGAUACUUAUCUUUAUGGUUGCAUUGAGAAAAAAGAAAUAAUGUUAAAGAAGAGUAAUCCCAUUGGAAAGAACAGAGGGUAUUCAUGGCGGUAUCACCUACAAAAUGGCAUUGAUAGGAAAGAUGUCUGCAAAGCUUUUGUUCUUAAAGUGCUACAGGUGUCCGAAUCACGAAUGAAAACUGUUCUACGUGCUUGUUCUUCAGGGAAUCCGGUAUUUAAGGAAAAUAGAGGAAAGCAUACUGAAUGUCCAAACAAAUUAUCUCGUGAUGUGUGGACUAAAGUAGAAGAACAUUGGGCCAAAUUUCCAAGCAAGCAAUCACAUUAUAGCAGGGGCCACACAGAACGCAAGUAUUUUGAGAAUCCUGAUUUAAAUGUGAAGAAAAUGUUAAUUGCCUUCCAGCAAUACUAUUUUGAUAGUACAGGUAAGACACUUACUAUGAAAUACUCCACAUAUCACAGAUACUUCAGAGAAAAUAGUCCAUAUUGUUUUAGACAGCCAAGGACCGACGUGUAUGACUUUUGUACUGAAUCUAAAACUCUGUUGGAUAUUAAUCCGAAUGAUCCGCGUAAAACCACAUAUAGGUUACAUUUAGCCAAGGUUGAAAAAUACAAAACCUUAAAACAAGAGUACUUAGCAAAAGUAAAAAGCAAUACAAUGCAAGAUGACACAUUAGUAAUAGAGUUUGACUAUGGACAAAAUCUACCAAUCCCUAAACUUAAUGUUACAUCCCAAUUCUACAAAAGGUUAUUGUGGUUGAAUGUGUUCAACGUUCACUGCCAUAAUGAUUCAGCCAGUACCUUUUAUUGUUUUCCAGAGUGUGACGCAAAGAAAAAUGCCAACUCAGUUUGUAGCUUUGUCUACCACUUCACCUGUGAAAAAAUGAAAUCUUACAAAAAUAUUAAGAAUAUAAUAUUUUUAUCGGAUGCUGCAGGAGGCCAGAAUAAAAAUAUUACUGUUUUGAGAUUUUGUUCUUGGUUGUCCCAAAUAACCAAAGUGAAAGUAACUCACAUGUUUCCUGUACGCGGACACUCGUAUUGCCAGUGCGAUCGGAAUUUUGGACUUUAUGGCACACUUUUAAAGAGACUGGAAAGUAUUGAAACAGUAGAGGAUUAUCUAACGAUCAUAAAGUCUGCUCGAAAUAGCCCGUCACCUUUUCAGGUUCUCAUGGCUGCACAUCUUGUUGAAGACUGGUCGACAGCGUUAGAGCCUUUGUUUCACAAAGUUCCGAAAUCAAAACGUAGCAAAUUUUCAAUACAGAAGUAUGUGAUCCUUACCUUUCCUACUACAGGGGCACUGGCAGUAUCGGCUUCCUACAAUGCUAUUUUUGAGCCGUUCAUUUUCUCAGUCGGUUUUGGUAUGAAGUCAAAAGAAGAGCUUUACCUCAAAAAACCGGCACGCCCUGGUUUGAAGGAGUCCAAGAAAAAUGAUGUUCUUUCUCUCUUGAAAUUCUUGAAACCAGAAAAUGCUGAAAGCCUCAAAGGUCUACUAGAGUACACGACUGUGCCGGAAGAAGACAUAGGAAGUGAAAGUGAAAAAAUUGUGAAAGAAAGGGACAACAGGAAAUUGGAAACGACCCCGACUGCACUCAGUUCUGAGGCACUCGAAGUUAAUAAGCUUGUGGCAGAGCUGUAUGGCAUCUGCUCUGACCGCGAGCGAGUGACCAGUGGGGCCGCGCGCGAGAUCGGGGCGAGGGUCCGCCAAAGGCAGAAUGCGAUCGACCGGCUUGUACACGCGAAUCUGCUUCUCGCCGGUGCAGUGAGUGCUACGGGCAAAGUUGGAGCGGGCGACCGGAAACGGUCGUACGUUGGUGUGGCCAGUGGCAGCCCGGCCACUGAGGUCCAGGCAGCGGCUGGUCCCGUGCAGAUCAGGCCUGCGCGGAAAGUAAUGGUUGUGUACCCUGUCGAUGAGAUUGCCCCGUCCAAAGACACGCAGCAGGCCGUUAAAAGUGGACUCGCCCAAGUCGAGAAGGAUAUCAAAAUCAAGGGGAUGCGCGCCAUGGCACGUGGGGGCAUAGUGGUCGAGGCAGCCGAUGACGCCACGAUGAUCGCCCUCCGUACGCAGCUUGCUGCGCAAGCAGACAAGAUCAGGGUGCACGAGCCCAAGCACCUCAUGCCAGAGGUGCUGCUGUACGACGUGCCCCGAGACAUGGCCACCCCCGAGAUUGGCAAACACAUCCAUGGGAAGAAUUUCCUAGAGAAGACCAUCCCACAGGCAGAAUUUUGUAAAGAUCUGAGGAUCAAGCGCCAGAUGGGAAGCAGUGCAAAGGAGCACGAUCAUGCGGCCUCCUCGCGGGACUGCCCUGUCUUGGCCAACGCGAUAACGAUGGAGGCCUCUCGUAUUGAUUAUGGUGCAGCUGACACGGCCGACUUUGAUAUGGACGAGUUGAGGGCCGCACUGUGGAGUCAAAAGAACAGGAAGGCCCCAGGAAUCGAUGGAAUCACAGCCGAGAUCCUGAAGCGGGCCAGUACUCAGCUACUUCCGCCCCUGCUUGAUCUGGCAAACAAGUGCCUAGCUGAUGGGCAGUUCCCGGAUUGCUGGAAAGUUGGAGAUAUUCGGGUCCUGUACAAAGGUGGAGAGGUGGACCUGUCCACCUCUGCAUACUCCCGGGACCGGAUGAACCCUGACGAGAAGCGCAUGGUCUUCCGUAAGCCUAGUUCAAGCAAGCGGAUGCUCAAAGACCACCAACUGACACGAGGGAAGGAGCACACAAAAGCUCCGGCUCGCCCCCCUACCCAAUCGGAAGUCGAGACGUCAGCAGGCAGUGAGGACUCGGAGCAACCAAAUAGGUCUCACGGAGGAAGAUGGUGCCGGUGGGUAAACAGCCAUGGAAAGAGGCAACCCAAAGAAUCGGAGCGAGAUGCAGAAAUGGAAAAGGGCUUGCACAAGGAGUCGGCCCAGGGACAGGCCACAGAUGCUCUGCCAGGCCCCUCCGGGGAAAACCCCCCUGUAGUGCAGAUGGUUCAGAGCCCUUGCACGCCCCAGAAACAUCUCCUGCCCAGGAACAGGCAAAGCAUAGAAAGUUGGAGAAGACCCCAUCUGCGCUGA
This is a messenger RNA of Bacillus rossius redtenbacheri, 3279 nucleotides long. RefSeq lists its product as uncharacterized. The transcript is spliced from 6 exons. NCBI's taxonomy places the organism in Eukaryota, Metazoa, Arthropoda, Insecta, Phasmatodea, Bacillidae. Bases 274 to 3279 code for a protein of 1001 amino acids. The record is from RefSeq and is a predicted model, not a curated record.